AUGAAUAAUAAUAAUGUCGUUGUUUUUAGUAGGAUUAAUCAAAAUGAUGAAAGUGAAACAUCUUCUGCUUUACCUGAUCAAGUUGAAUCUUAAGUAGAAUAUUUAAAGACUAAAUUGAAAUUAUACACAUAAACUUUAAAGAGUAGAUAAUUGUAUUUGUAUUAUUAGCUUAGGAAACUUAAAUAAAAUAAUUGAGAUAAGAGAAUGAAAAGUUAAGAUAAUUGAAUGCAGAUUAUGUAAAUUAGAUGAAUCAGAUGGCAUCAGAUAAAUAUUAGAAGAUUGAGAAAAUAGUUGUUACUCAACAAUUUUUUGAAUAAAAAAAUAUAGAUAAGCAAUUAAAGGAUUUUAUAAGAAAGAUGACAUCUAAUUUUGGUGGUCUUGAAAAAAGUCAUGUUAAAUUAAUUGAUCAUUGUAAAGUAAUGGAACAUGAUUUGAAUUAUUAUAAAUAACGAGUUGUAGAUGCAGAAGAAAUAAUAGAGAAUCUUAGAAGUGUUGGUAAAAGUAGUGUUGCAGAAUUAAUGGAUGAAUUAAAAGGACUAUAAAAUUAAGUAGAUGAUCUAACUAAUCAAUUAUAAAAAUCAUAAUUUGAUUUAGCUGUUAAAUAAGGUGAAUUAGAAAGAAAAUAAUAAGAAUUAGAUGAUUAAGUAGCAUAAUGUGAAUCAUUAUUACAUGAAUUAGAUGAUAUAAAAACAAAAUAAAAUAGAAUUCUAAGUGAUAAUAUAGAAUAAUAGAAUAAAGAUGCAAAGAUGGUAAUUCCCCUAUUUAAUAAUUAGAUUUAUUAAUUGAAAUUAAAGAGUGACUUUCUUGAACAUGAACGUAGAUUAGCAUAUUAAGAUGCUUAAUUUGCAAAUUAAGAUAAAAAUAAUAUGUUAGCGUAAUGAAUAAUUAUUAAAUUUAGUAAAUAAUAAAAUAUAGAAACAGAAUUGGAAAUGUUGAGAACUACAACAGAUAAUUUCUUAAAAAAAAAUAAACACAUCUUUAAUUUGGCUGGACUGCCUAAAGUGUAGUUCAAAUGA
Paramecium pentaurelia is the source of this 1016-nucleotide messenger RNA. NCBI's taxonomy places the organism in Eukaryota, Ciliophora, Oligohymenophorea, Peniculida, Parameciidae. The record is from the annotation of a GenBank genome assembly.